Molecule: messenger RNA, 567 nt
Organism: Botrytis fragariae
Lineage: Eukaryota; Fungi; Ascomycota; Leotiomycetes; Helotiales; Sclerotiniaceae
Exons: 2
Coding region: 1-567 (188 amino acids)
Source: RefSeq, a predicted model, not a curated record
AUGCCUUUUCCUCUUCUUCUCACGUUCAGUCAAUCGGGUAUCAACCACGACCGUAUUUCCUUCGGCGCAGGAAUCGGUCUACCUAGUAUUUCCACCUAUUCUCCUGAUGGAUCAACCUUCACUCAAUGGCUUGCUCGAUGGAGAUACAAUGAUCGUGAAAACACCAUGCGGAAGAUCAUUUGCGUGACCGGAAUAUUACUCCAUAUCCCGUUGAAUUUGUUUUAUAUUAGGGGAUGGGGAAGCUUGUGGAUUCUGUGGCAAAUUUUGAGUGCUUUGUUUAAUUUUUGGUUUGUAUGUAUUGGGUUUUGGUGGUUGGAUAUUAUGAGGGGAGAGAGGUGGGUUUAUGGGAGCAGAGCGACAAGACAACAUUUCGAUAUGAUCAUAGCGUUUCUCCUCGUUGUGUAUACCGUCUCAUUUAUUUUAACGACGAUAACGGGAUUGAAUUCAUAUGGAACGAUUUAUUUCUUUAAUUGGUGGGCGCCUCUUUGGAGUAUAGCUGAUAUACUAUGUCCACUCGCAGGAUGGGUUAGUACUUGGGAAGGGACCGGAGUGGUCAAUUUGGCAUAG